Arachis stenosperma is the source of this 3749-nucleotide messenger RNA. RefSeq names its product DNA-directed RNA polymerase 3B, chloroplastic. Gene Ontology annotation, molecular function: DNA-directed RNA polymerase activity; DNA binding. Gene Ontology annotation, cellular component: mitochondrial DNA-directed RNA polymerase complex. The transcript has 19 exons. The record is from RefSeq and is a predicted model, not a curated record. Gene Ontology annotation, biological process: mitochondrial transcription. The coding region runs from base 49 to 3033 and encodes 994 amino acids. Lineage: Eukaryota; Viridiplantae; Streptophyta; Magnoliopsida; Fabales; Fabaceae.
UAAACUCUCUCUCUCUCUCUCUCUCUCUCUCUCUCUCUCUCUCUGAGAAUGACGGUGGCAGCAUUCUUCCCCAGUCCUCAGCUUCAGAACAGUGCCGCAACUGCCACCAGGGCAACCCCAUCUCACAGAAAAUCCCAACAUCAACAACCUCAUCAUCAAAAUCUUCACUUUCUGUUCAUCCCCGCUCCCACUUUCCUCUCUUCACUACCUUCUUCUUCGUCGUCUUCUUCUUUUCCACUCACUAUCAAGUCCUCUUCUAGCUCUACCUCAAGAACACAGCAAUUCCAUGUUGUAUCAGACUCAAUCCACAACAAUGUCAUUCAAGACCUUGAGGAAUCCCUCACCAAUUCCCACUCACACCUCAAUGGUGUUCGACAAUUGGACCACCCUAACCAACCCUCCAAGAUAUUCAUCCGUGACCCACCUUGGAUUUCCUCCAUCUUCCUCAAAGGUCUCUGCAAGAAUACCAACCUAGAAUUCAAGCUUCUGUUCAAGGAAAUUGAGAAGAACAAGUACAAUUUGCUCAGGAGGAGGCAGAUUCAAGCUGAAACCGAAGCUUGGGAGAGGAUGGUGGAGGAGUACAGGGAGCUAGAGAGGGUCAUGCGCGAGAAGAAUUUAGCUCCUAAUUUGCCUCACGUGAAAGCUUUGUUUUUGGGGUGGUUUGAGCCUCUGAAGGAAGCUAUAGAGGCUGAGCAGAAGUCACAGAAGACUAAAAAGCACAAGACGGCGUUUGCGCCGCACAUUGAGUCCUUGCCGGCGGCAAAAAUGGCGGUUAUUGUUAUGCACAAGAUGAUGGGAUUGGUUGCCAUGGAGCAUCAUCAGGCAGGGUGUGUUGUGCUUGUUAAUGCUGCUGUUCAGAUUGGUAUGGCUAUAGAACAAGAGGUUAGGGUCCAAAAGUUCAUGGAAAAAACCAGAAGUCACCAGCGCAAGAAAACGGAGGCUGAUACCGAAGAUGAUAUGAAUGAUGAUAAACCAAAACUAAUGAAACAUAUAAAUGGUUUGAUUAAAAAAAGAAGAUUGAGGUCAGUGCAGAAGCUGUUGAAGAAAGAAGAUUUUGUCUCCUGGGGUCGUGAUACCCAGGCUAAGCUGGGAAGUCGAUUAAUCGAUAUGUUAAUUGGGACAGCAUAUGUACACAUUCCAGUUAGCCAGUCUGCUGAUACUCCUCCAGAUUUUCGACCGGCAUUCAGGCAUAGAUUUAAAGCCAUUUCAAAGAAUCCAGGGGAAAAGAUUUUGAAGAAUUAUGGCAUUAUAGAAUGUGAUCCGUUAGUCCUUGCUGGGCUUGAUAAAUCUGCUCAUCACAUGUUAAUGCCUUACAUGCCAAUGUUAAUACCUCCGAAAAAGUGGAAGGGUUAUGAAAAGGGUGGGCACUUGUUCUUGCCAUCUUAUAUCAUGCGUACUCAUGGAUCAAAGAAGCAGCAAGACACAUUGAAGAAUGUUAAAAGGACACAAAUGCAGAAGGUUUUUGAGGCAUUGGAUGUACUUGGCAGCACCAAAUGGCGAAUAAAUAGAAGAAUACUUGCUGUUGUGGAGGCUGUCUGGGCUGGAGGAGGCAACACUGCAGGCCUGAUUGAUCGGAAAGAUGUUCCUAUACCAGCAAGGCCACCUGUAGAUGAUCCAAAACAAAUUCAGGAGUGGAAAUGGAAUGUAAUGAAAGCAAAGAAAAUUAAUGCAGAGAGGCACUCUCUGAGAUGUGACACUGAACUCAAGCUUUCUGUGGCUCGAAAAAUGAAAGAUGAGGAAGGCUUUUAUUAUCCUCACAAUCUUGACUUCCGUGGCAGAGCAUAUCCGAUGCAUUCUCAUUUGAAUCAUUUAAGUUGUGAUCUGUGUCGAGGAUUACUUGAGUUUGCUGAAGGGAAGCCUUUGGGGAAGUCUGGACUACAAUGGCUAAAAAUACACUUGGCAAAUUUGUAUGCAGGUGGUGUGGAAAAACUGUCUUAUGAUGGUCGACUAACUUUUGUAGAGAAUCAUCUUCACGAUAUAUUUGACUCUGCUGAUAACCCCGUUAACGGAAAUCGUUGGUGGUUAAUGGCUGAGGAUCCUUUCCAGUGCCUCGCUACUUGUAUUAAUCUAUCAGAAGCCUUAAGAAGCUCGUCUCCAAGUUCUUUUAUAUCUCAUCUGCCAAUUCAUCAGGAUGGCUCCUGUAAUGGCUUGCAGCAUUAUGCAGCUUUGGGAAGAGAUACUAUGGAAGCUGCUGCAGUUAACUUGGUUGCUAAAGAGAAACCUGCUGAUGUUUACUCAGAGAUUGCUGUUAGGGUUCAUGACAUUAUGAAAAGGGACUGCAAAAAAGACCCAAGUACCUAUCCAAAUGCUCUGCUAGCAAAGGUUUUAAUUGAUCAGAUUGAUAGAAAACUAGUCAAACAGACAGUAAUGACUUCAGUUUAUGGUGUUACUUUUGUUGGGGCACGAGAGCAAAUAAAAAGAAGAUUAGAGGAGAAAGGCCUUAUUACUGAUGAUAAACUUCUAUUUGCUGCAGCUUGCUACGCUGCUAAAGUGACAUUGAAGGCCCUUGAAGAAAUUUUUGGAGCAGCUCGUGAUAUUAUGGGAUGGCUUGGUGAUUGUGCAAAAGUGAUUGCUUCAGAAAAUGAAGCCGUUCGCUGGACCACUCCUCUUGGUCUUCCGGUUGUACAACCAUACUGUAGAAAUGAACGUCAUCUGGUCAGAACAUCUCUUCAGAUAUUGGCUCUGAAGCGGGAGGGCAACACAGUCGAUGCCAAGAAACAGAGAACUGCAUUUCCUCCAAAUUUUGUACAUUCACUUGAUGGUUCACACAUGAUGAUGACUGCUCUUGCCUGCAGGGAUGCUGGCUUAUGCUUUGCAGGUGUUCAUGACUCGUUUUGGACACAUGCAUGUGAUGUGGAGAACAUGAGUCAGAUUCUGAGAGAAAAAUUUGUGGAGCUUUAUGACAUGCCGAUUCUUGAAAAUUUGCUAGAAGACUUCCAGACAUCAUAUCCAGGAUUAGUUUUUCCUCCACUGCCAGAGAGAGGUGAUUUUGACUUGCGAAAGGUUCUCGAUUCUCCGUACUUCUUCAACUGAGCUUCUCUACACAAGCAACAACAAAAAGAUUCGGUUGAAAGCAUUUCUCCGUCGUAUCUAAUGCGGAAUCAUUCAGAGGCUGGAGCUUAACUUAUCCUGUAGCGGAAGUAGUGAUUUCAAAGAACGACCCGAGGAGAUGCUUAUGGGGAAGGAGAGGCAGGAAGGAAGGAAAAAAAGGUUCUGCAUGAUUUGUUUUGGGAAGUCUCUUGCUGCUAGGAUUCUUAGACUUGGUGAUCCAGUUAACACAAGGCAACUUUAGGAGCUCUAAUCAUCUCAGAUUCGUUAUCAACAGGCAGCAAAGGAAAUUCUCCGCGGAAUUUUAACGUUGGCAAUUUCCUUGAAUUGGCUUGCUGGUUGCUAGGUUCCAACGGUGGCAAACUCUGGCACUUGCAGAGCCAUAGCUAACCAACCCUUUCUCUCUCUCAUGUAUUAUAUAAUGUAUGAAUAGAAAUGAAUAGAUGUAUACUAGAUCGAAGGAAAGGUCAUUAGGGUAGAAACAUGCUGUUAUUUGUGAUCUGUACAUAGACUUAUUCAUUUUCAUUGUGAAAUAAAUUGAGAAACGUUUGAGAAAGGACAAUGGGGGGUUCAUGGCUGUUACCUGAGCUUUAAUUUAGAAGAGAAUACCCUGUUAAUUUUCAUUUCCAAUUCCUAAUUAUGGUGCAGUUACAUUUGGCUCUUUGAUAUUUUAUCUACUUCACUUUGAUCAAUUGUCAAAU